Messenger RNA from Meloidogyne enterolobii, 2011 nucleotides. NCBI's taxonomy places the organism in Eukaryota, Metazoa, Nematoda, Chromadorea, Rhabditida, Meloidogynidae. The record is from the annotation of a GenBank genome assembly.
UUAAUAUAUAAUCUAAAUUCUAAAAAAAAUUUUAUUAAUAAUUUUACUAUGGAAAUAUGCAUAUACUAUACUAUUUUUUAUUUUCUAAAACAUUUUUAUCAGGGUUGCCGUUUUCGAUUUGAGCCGAGUUCGGGGGUUUUUUCGAGUUUGGUUUUUGAUGCGGUUCGUUUUCGAGUUCUUCGAGCUGAAAAGCCUUGACUUGCUCGAUCUUUCGAGUUUUGGUUCGAGCGAGGGCAACUCUAAUUUUUAUAUUAUUUAAUAUUUUUUCACUUAUUUUUGAAAAAUUACGAAGUUUUUUAAGUGAAAAUAUUUUAAAAUUUUUCUAUUUAAAUUUUCAUGUGAAUUAACUAAAAAAAUUUCUAAAAAUAAUUCUAUUCUUAUUUCAAUACUUCAAUUUGAGAAAUCUCAUUUUAGACUGAACGAAUUUUCUUUUUUCUUCUUCUACUAAUUUGUUCAUUGUUUUUUUUUUGUUUAUAAAUAUAUUUUUAUAUUAAUUUUGAUUUUUUUGAAAUUUUUGUUAGAAAUACUCUAAUUUAUUUUAAUGACUUAAUUGAACAAAAAGAAUUUUUUUUGAAAUUCUAUUCUAUUUUGGAUGUCAUCCUUUUUUACUGGUAUUGGUGGAGCUGGACAUGGUAAACCUUAUAAAGGGGAUGCUGUGGCAGCUUUUAUUAAUGGUGUGGUCAUUCGUCAUCCAUUUGUUGUUCUCCGACGUCAAUGCCAAAUACAUGACCAUGCCUAUCGCAAGCACUUCUUUCCUACUACUUUGGUGCCUGUUAUUAUUAAAUUGACUGCAAAAGAUGGUUUUCUCUCGUUAUGGAAAGGAGCUGUUGGUAAUGGAGUACUCUGGGCUUUUUCAAGCGUCUCAGAAUUAGUCAUCGCUGAAUUAUUAGGCUUGCCAAAAUCCUUUGUACUCGAUGGAAGUUCUCAACGAUUUUGGCGGCAUGUCUGGCUUAAAACUUUCAAUUUUAUUUUCUGCACCCCUGUAAUUGUUACUGCCUUUCUUGAAACAGUCCGUACUGGUACUGGUUUAGCCGAAGAUCUCCAAAUUGCUGAAAUUAUUACAAAAGGAUAUGAUAGACUCAGGCAAGACGUUUUUGGUGGUUCUGCUAUGGCAGAAGGCGUUCGUAGAAGGCAUUCUUUGCUUUGGCUGGCAUUUCCCACAUCCCUUCAUCAAACAAUGCAUUUUCUUGUCUGUCAAUAUGUUUAUACUACUUCGUAUUCUUGGACACGCACUUUUGUUAGUCGUAAACUUCCUUCAGAACGUAGACGUUAUCACACAAUUAUGCCAGAACUUUUUUCUUCAAUGACCAGUGUUUUUGUUGCAGAUAUUGUUUGUUAUCCACUUGAGACUGUUCUUCACAGACUUUAUAUUCAAGGCACCCGCACAUUAAUAGACAAUUUGGAUAGCGGUGCAGAAGCUUUGGUUCCAGCUGGUCGUUAUUCGGGAAUUUUUGAUUGUUUUUCUUCAAUAAUAAGAAAAGAAGGAGUUAUGACGCUUUUUAGUGGAAUUGGUGCAAUCUUUUUGCAAUAUAUGCUUCAACAUUGUGUGGCUGGAAUAACUUAUUGGUUGCUUGAUAGAGGCAGUCGAGGAUAUACUUCUGGCCAUUUAAAAAUCAAAAUGGGUUCUUCAGAAUUUGUAGAUGUUACCAAUGUAGAGACAACUUAUGACCCUUUUGCAAAAAACAAUAUUCCUCAAAAUCCUAGCGCUCAAUUCGCUGCUACAUCACAAAAUUCACAGCCAUCAACAUCCGGUUUAUUUCCUUCAUUUGCUCAAGUCCAAAAACAAAAUAAAUUUAACGACGACCCUUUUCUUUCUGCCUUACAGCGGCGUAAAACUGAUCGACAGCAACAUGAAUUUGACUACAAAUAAAAAGUAAAUAUUUUUAUUUAGAGAAUUAUGCAAUUAAUAUUUUUGGUUUACCUUUUUUUGUCUUAUUAUUUCUCACAGAUUAUUUUAAUACGAAUAUUAUAUUGUUUUUUAGAAAAUUUUUUAGAAUUGUUAAUCUUUUAG